This is a messenger RNA of Podarcis muralis (Common wall lizard), 1056 nucleotides long. RefSeq names its product malignant T-cell-amplified sequence 1-like. The record is from RefSeq and is a predicted model, not a curated record. Lineage: Eukaryota; Metazoa; Chordata; Lepidosauria; Squamata; Lacertidae. Gene Ontology annotation, biological process: formation of translation preinitiation complex. Gene Ontology annotation, molecular function: RNA binding.
UAUAUAGCCACGCGGGGCUCCCCGGCGCACGCGCCCUGGCUCUCCUGGAGGCUCAUUGGCUACACCGGGCAACCUCGGCUGGGCGGCGUCGCGCGGCGUCACGCAGAGAGAACGGACCCCCACGCCGCUGAAGAACGCCGGAGGCGGAAAGUUAUUGGGGAAAUCGAACGCACUUGGUGGCUUUCUCUCUCUUACACCCAAACACCUUCAUUCACCGAAGGCGCACGUUGCAUUCGAGGAACUGCCAAUUCCUAAUCAACUGAAAUGGUGGCGUGGGCUUGAGAGUGGGAACAGGGCCUGCGUGGGAGCUGCUGCUGCUGUUAGUCGCUGGCCUUCCAGGCCCUUGGUUCUUAGUGCUCUCGCAGAAACCCCGCCAAGAUGUUCAAAAAAUUUGAUGAAAAGGAGAAUGUGUCCAACUGCAUCCAGCUAAAAACGUCUGUUAUUAAAGGCAUUAAGAACCAGCUGAUAGACCAGUUUCCUGGGAUCGAACCAUGGCUAAACCAAAUUAUGCCAAAGAAAGACCCUGUGAAGAUAGUGCGUUGCCAUGAACAUAUAGAAAUCCUCACAGUAAAUGGAGAAUUGUUGUUCUUCAGGCAAAGGGAAGGACCAUUUUAUCCCACGCUCAGAUUACUUCAUAAAUAUCCGUUCAUCCUACCACAUCAACAAGUUGAUAAAGGAGCCAUUAAAUUUGUACUUAGUGGAGCAAAUAUCAUGUGCCCUGGUCUGACGUCUCCAGGAGCUAAACUUUAUCCUGCUGCUGCUGAUACAAUCGUGGCAAUAGUGGCCGAAGGAAAGCAACAUGCCCUGUGUGUUGGAGUCAUGAAGAUGUCGGCAGAGGAUAUUGAGAAGGUCAACAAAGGAAUUGGCAUUGAGAAUAUCCACUAUUUGAAUGAUGGUCUCUGGCAUAUGAAGACGUAUAAGUGAAGAAGCAGGAAGAAUCCAUUGCCUCUCAGCUGGCCCUGUUUUUAAUUCUUCUUUUAAAAAGUGUGGCUAAAUGUAAACUUUGUGGUGAUGCUAAAUAAAUCAAAUGAAUGCUGGGGGAAAAACAAGUAGAAA